This is a messenger RNA of Zerene cesonia (dogface butterfly), 4063 nucleotides long. It is a transcript of the gene Drak, whose product is annotated as serine/threonine-protein kinase 17A. Gene Ontology annotation, biological process: positive regulation of apoptotic process; protein phosphorylation; intracellular signal transduction. The record is from RefSeq and is a predicted model, not a curated record. Gene Ontology annotation, cellular component: nucleus. Lineage: Eukaryota; Metazoa; Arthropoda; Insecta; Lepidoptera; Pieridae. Gene Ontology annotation, molecular function: protein serine/threonine kinase activity; ATP binding. The coding region runs from base 446 to 1897 and encodes 483 amino acids. The transcript has 7 exons.
GAAUUUGAAAUGUAUCGGUCGCUAGGAGACGGGAGUCCGCGACUAGCUCUCUUGGCAGAAACGUGUAUGGCGAAGUGCGAUCGACUCGUCGAUACGCAGCUGUCCUGCCGCGUUUAUCAAAUUUAUAAAAGUUUUCUCGAAACGCGUGUGUAAAUAAACAGUUUGUUUUAUUUCGUUUUGAUUAUGAAGUGAUACAAAUGUUUGUUUAAACGUGCCGAUUUAAGUGAAGCUGAAGCAUUCGUAACAGUAACUGCUUCUCGCAAUGACAUGGGAGAGCAUUCAGUUACCUUUUGAGAAACCGGAGGCAUUUAAAAUGUUUCUUAUGGCCUAAUUGAUGCCUUUGUAACGUAUAAGUGAUACUUUGGUAAUAAGGACUAAAUAGUGUUUUCUUUUGGUGACAUUAGCGAUUGUUUGUAUCGGUUCGUCAGUCGUCUACACGUUCAAAAUGAGUGUUUUGAGUGGAAUAUGUAAGGCUGAUAUAAAAACAGCGAGUGAUGGACUGUUGGAGCUGUCUGAGGAGAAGCUGCGAAGCAUCAUGCGCUCGGAUCCCAUCACAGACACUUACCACGUCGAACAAACCCCAUUCGCAAGGGGCAAAUUCGCAUCGGUCCGCAAGAUACGGCACCUGGUCUCCGGCGAGGAGUACGCAGCAAAGUUUAUACGCAAGCGGCGGCGCGCCGCGGACACGACGCGCGAGAUCCACCACGAGGUCGCCGUGCUCGCCCUCUGCGCCGAGUGCACGCGGGUUGUGCGAUUGCACGAGGUAUACGAGACUCGUUCAGAAGUUGCCAUAGUACUAGAAUUGUGCGCGGGGGGCGAACUCCAACGCCUUCUCGACGAAGAAGAACGCCUCUCGGAGGGUGCAGCCAGGAGAGCCCUACGGCACGUGCUCGAGGGGCUGGCGCACCUGCACGCGCGCCGCGUGGCCCACCUCGACCUGAAGCCGCAGAACCUGCUGCUCUCCGCCGGCGGCGAGGAGCUGGUGAUAUGCGACUUCGGCAUCAGCCGCGCGAUACAGCCGGGCGCGCACGUCCGGGAGAUACUGGGCACGAGGGAUUAUGUCGCACCAGAGAUCCUGUCGUACGAGCCGCUGUCCCUCGCGGCGGACAUCUGGUCGGUGGGCGUGCUCGCGUACGUGCUGGUGAGCGGCUACUCGCCGUUCGCGGGCGACACGAAGCAGGAGACGUACCUGAACAUCGCGCAGUGCCAGCUCUCCUUUCCGGCGGAGUUGUUCCGCGGCGUGUCGCAGCGCGCCGUGCAAUUCAUCAGGGAGACUCUUGUGGUAGAUCCAAAGGGUCGUCUUACAGUGGAAGAGUGCCUGGAGCACCCCUGGUUGAAAGACGAGGCGGACAUACCGCGCGUGAUCGUCGGCGUCGGCUUUGGCGCGUCAGAACUCGGCACCGACGACGACGCCGAUGACGAUGACGUCACGUGCAACGGACGUGACGCCGUCCACGUCAACGGGAUCAAUGGAGUCAACGGAGUCAACGGAACCAACGGAAUCAACGGACACAAUGGAGUUAGCAAAUGUAACGGCACGACCAAUGGCACGCAUGAGGAUAAAGAGUCGGAGUCAGCGGCGGAGGGCGGCGCGCGCGAGGAGGAGGAGCGCGACAAGCCGCUGAAGCACGCGCGCGACGCCUCGCCGCCCUUCCCCGACGCGCCCUCCACACCCAAGGUGUCGCGUAAAUCCCACCCGUCGCCGCCAUCCGUGCUCGCACUCUGCAAGAAGUUCCAGCCCGACUACGAGAAGCCGGCCAAGCUGUCGCACGCGCACACACACACGCACGCGCACGCGCACUCACACGCGCACGGCGAGUGCGGCGCGUGCGCGUGCGCGUGCCCGGCGCCAUGUCUGCGCAUGCGCGCCACGCAGGACCGCGCCGUGCUCUGCUAGCGCUCGCUCUGCUGCCUUUGGCGGCUCUGCUCACCCUAGCGGCCCCCGGCCCCCGGCCCCCGGUCCCCGGCCCCCGGCCCCCCGGUGCGGUACUGGCGACGGAUCCUGCUCUAGGGGCAAAGAAUCCCGCUCUGGAAGCAGCCGAUCUCUCUUUAGGGUCGCCACGUACCGGCUCUAGUGUGAAGUGUGCUAGGUUAACUACUCGUGAGAUAUACCCUAGGGAUCGAGAGACUUACGUAGUGACAUUAGCAGCUCUGCAGGUUUUGUGUAUACCCGCUCUGGAAGUGAAGUGGCCUUAGCAAGGAGCAAGUGGUUUUAGUAUGACCAUUGUAUUUCAAGUGACUCUAGGGAUUGUGCACCCUCAGUAGCUGUAACGGGGGCCCGGAGUCCGUACGCGCACUGGAGGGUUCAGCGAAAGCUAGGAAUAGUGCUAAAGUACUGUUAUUACCUUAAAAAUUGUGCAACUUGCAAUUGUGAAAGAUUUUUAGAGUAAACCCAUCUUGUAUUACAGUCGAGGAUUUUUCAGAGUCGUAUAUUCCAGCCUUAAUUGUGGCAGGAAGGAGAGACGAUUAAUGUAAAAUUUCACAUUUCAGUGCGCGUACCCUGUCGACACUCGCGACCGUUCUGUGCCUUUAAAAGUACAAUUGUAGCUAGCAUUAAAUAUUUGUAGCCUUAGAAUUAUUGCACUCGUAUCUUAGAAUAUAACACGUGCGAUUAUGGUUGAGUGCGCUGAAGUGAUAUCGUGCGAAAUAUGUAUUUAACAAAAUGUGUGCCAAUUUCCUAACGCUGUAUGUUAUACCAAUGUCGAUUUAAGUGUGUGCUGCGGGUGAAGCGGCAGUAUGGAAGGAUGUAGUUUUGUACUUUUCUCAAUAACAUCAUUUAUAUUUUUAGGAAAUUAUAGCUUUUGUACACGACUUUAUACGAAAGUAAAUUCCAUACUUCCGCUUCGUCACCUCAAAUUGUGGCUGCAUGCGUUCCGUGUAUGUUAUUAUUUACUGGCAUAGAUUUAACGAUUCUUCAAUACAGGAUAUUACCAACGGUUUUGAACCGUUUAUGGAUCACACGCACAAACACGCGUCACGUGUACUCCGUUGUGUCGUUCUGUAGGUCGCGAGUGGGUCCGCAAGUUGCAGAAACGUCGAGCGUUGAUGCUGAAAUGUAUUACUUUUAAUGUUUACAUGUCCAAGCUAAGCCGUCUGGCCGUGUAAAUAGAUUUAGUGUAAGCCGAUAUGUGUAUAUUUUUUUUAAGUAGGGACCCGAUUACGCGAACUCGUAAACGCGACAAUAUUAGCGUAAUAAUUUAUGGAAAAAACUACGCAUCUCUUGUCCUUGUUUCGCGACGUCGUCAAUUGCGUUCCAAAUUUGAAAUCGCGUUUAAUGUACGGCUAAUGGAAAGUUCGAGUUCGUCUAGUAAUCGCGCUCCUACAUCGACGGUACAAAAUGCAUAAUUAUACGCCAGCAAACGAAAGUACGGAGCUUGUAAUGUAAAUGUGUUCGUAAGAUUACUUAAGUCGGCCGAGAGAUGCGCCCACACCGCCCGAGCUGUACAUAAUCCAUACUUUUACCGCGGUCUUAAUUUAUUUGAUAUAUAAGGUGCGGCUUCUCGGCGCUAAAUACUUACUUAGCUAAUAAAUUUGUUAUAUUUUAACGAUAACUUUCGUGAAUUGUAUUCUAGCCACUAAGUGUUUAGAUAUGUUUUAAAGAAUAAUGUACGUUACGUAUAUGGAAUGUAGUGACGCGUUCGUUGACCCAAAAAUGGGACCAAAAUUUUGUGUAGUCGCAUAUUAUUCCAUUACGAUGGAAAUGUUGUCGUGUUUAAUGUACAAUAAGAAAUUUUAUCACUGUGAGUGACCGCGUUCGGGUUGUUGAAUAGAUAGGAAAUUGUUAAAUAAUGGAGUAUUGCGAUGAGCUCAAAUCUUAACGAUUUAGUUACUCUUGUAAAUCUUAGCUUAAUGGAAUUAUAGUGCCUUUGCGCCGCCUAGUUAAUUCCCCUUAUUUCUUAUUGUCUUUUAAUUUUGCCUGUGUAUAGUUUUAUUUCCUUUACAAGAGAUUACUAAUUUGAUUUUUUUUUUACAUUUUUCUCAAACUUAACUCGAAGAUUUUAUCGUCCUCAGAGCUGUUGUGAUUCAUAACUCAUUUGUAAAAAUAAAUUAUUGUGAUACAAAA